Messenger RNA from Microthlaspi erraticum, 471 nucleotides. The record is from the annotation of a GenBank genome assembly. Lineage: Eukaryota; Viridiplantae; Streptophyta; Magnoliopsida; Brassicales; Brassicaceae.
AUGAAGCUAAGCGAGUCAAGAGGCGAAGCAGAGAAGCACAGGCGACAACAACAUUUCGAGCAUGAGCUUAAAAAUAUGAUCUCGUCGUUAACCUACAUGGGAGGCGCAGAGAAAGCUGGACCAAGCCAAUAUGGAGAAGACGAAAAUAAGGAGGACGAUGGCAUCAGAGUCAUCACACUCUCUGGAUCGAACCUAGGAGCCACCAUGAAGACCGAGCUCGGCAACAACAAUGAUCAUGGAGGAGACAAGAGUGAGCUUGAUGAUUUCCUUAGCACCUACGUUAAUAGCAACUUCCAAGCUGUGAACAACUCCAUAAUGAUGGGGGCCCACUACGAGACUAAUGACCCUGGCGUUCAUCUUGAGAUCUCCGGCGAUGUGGAGACACCUCCGAUGAAGAAGACAUCUGCGACUGCGAGGGAGUCCAGAGAGAAGAAGGGAAAGACUUCUGCUAAAAGUGACCGUCGAGAAUAA